UGACGCUCCUUGCUGCUUACCACGACAAGCGCGCCACAAAGCCACAAUCGUCUUCCACUUCUGCUAGCCAUGGAACCCGCGUCGAGCUACACACUCCCUGACGAGGUUCAGAAAAUAUUGGACCACUUUCGACAGUCACUAAAUAAUACCGGACAAGACAACCAGUGGCAUCCUCCCUCCAACGCAGAAGACAAUGCUUCGACGCCUGCAUGGCGUGAGCACGUCGCCGGUCUUCGACUCAUGCUAUCCGACACCGCGCACUGUGCGGAGGGAAAUGGAAUAUCGUUGGCAUAUGACACCCAGGAUCACGUCGGCGACGCGAUGCAGGAGGCUAUCCUACACAAGCUGGCCGGCAUAUUCCGUAAAGGCGAACCUGCGCUGCUCACCAACGCAUCGAGUUCCGGAAAGACAUCCUUGCUCUGGCAGGGCUUACGCAGACACUGGGGCUUCUACUUCAGCUUAGACACGCGCUUUGGUAUCGGAAGCAUGGACCUGCCUUUCUCGAUGCGAAAGGUGUCGUACAGGUUAUCAUACUUCGCUCAGCUCUGGGAAGCAAAGAAGCAACUUCAGAGGGUUCUUCUUGCACGCUUAUUGCUCCUGCAUACGUUUUUAGGGGUCAUCGACACGACGAAAUCCAUGGACCAUGCGCGCAAUGACUGGAACAGCGCGCAGAUCUCUUUUGGUCGCGCGGACUAUCCGUACCGUAUCUGCGAAGCCCUGGAGAAAUCUACGACAACCGACCAAGCACGCGAAGCGGACAUCAUGCGCGAUACAGUUUCUCGCCUGCAGGACCUGCUGGGGGGUGACGACUUUGGCUUGUUUUAUGUGGUUGAUGACUGUCAGUACUCACUGGGAGAGUGCAUAUCUGGAAUAGGCUUCGACGGGGAGAAGCAUAGGGAGGACCCAUUCAAAGUUUUAAGCGACUUCUGCGCUGAGCUACCGUGGAUGACGCCCGUCUUUGCGGCCACUUCCGCGCGACCUCCGCGGGACCUCCAGCAAGCCUUCCCUUCGCUCAAGACCGUCAGUGCGACCGGCGGGUCGAACCCGGAGCAUGUGCGUGAUUUCUUGCGCUCCUACCUGCCUGCUUCCCUCGUGGCAUCCGAAGAUGGAAAACUACUGCUGGAGCGGGCCGGGCUCUGGCUUCGUGGACGUCACGGGGUAGCCGCUGACUUCGUGAAGUACUUCAUCUGUGGCACACCGCUAUCAAUGCUUGAUGGGCCUCACACGAUGCUCCAUCGAUUUAUCAACGAGAGGACCGGUUUUGUUCCCUACGAUGACAUCCCCCUGGCGGUCGACGAAGGCACUGACCGGCGUCUAUACCUUAUGAAAUUCCCUAUCCACUAUUAUUUCCCGGCCAGUGAAGUUCCCAGCGUACGCGUCGUCAUGCACCAUAUUCUAUAUCGAUAUCUCGUUCUCGGCCAUGCCCCCACAUUUGGCGCCACCGAGGAUUGGAUUGUCUCCUAUGGCCUCGGAUACUACGCCGACAGCGAUAUGUCCAUAAUAGUCGUCGACGAGCCCCUCACCAUGGCUCGCAUCGCACGACUGUUUUGGGUUAAGAGCUGGAAAGAACUGCCUUUCUUCAGCCCCAAGCUCAUCUACAGCCCCGACUGGCCCGCAUUCGCUAGCCCCCGUGAACACGCCGUUCUCCUCUUCUCGCGCUUCUUCGCCACCCCUCACGCGCCCUACGAAACAUUUGUCUUCCCAGGCAAGAAAGCGCCCCAUUGGGCACAGCAGCGGGCAGAGCUCGUCGAACUGAGGCCGGGCGUCUUCGAGAACGGCUCUCCAAGGUAUCGCGUCUGUCGACACGCGGAUUACCCAGCAUCCGCAGUGCUUCCUCUCGCCACGGAUGGGACCUCUUAUGCGACAACGCUCUCUUGGCUCCGGCACGAGCACGACACCGCGUUCUGCCUGCUGCCGGACCCAACGGCGUUCAUGUUCGCACUGCGGCGGCUCAAGGGCGAUUACCUUUGGGUCAUCGUCCGCGUCGUACCCCAUGCCGACUUCAGCCCGCACAAGGGUGGGCUGAGCAGCUACUUCAAGGGCAAAGACAAGACCGCCGACGUCUCCGAAGCCCUCGCGUUGCUCCGCACGUCUCUUCCCAAUCCAUGCAAAGCGCUUGGAGAUCUUCCUGUGCUGGAGGUCGCCAUGCAAGCGCCAGACCUGGACGCCCCCGAUCGCGAGACCCGCAUCCGGAAUGCAAGGGAUGCACUCGAUCAUCUAAAAUUGAGCCAUAUACCCUCGCCCUACCCCAACAAGCACAAGAUAGUCACCGUCAACCCUUACCGCGUCCAGUACACCGAAGCGAUGCUGGAAAUGGCAAUGGAGGCCGACAAAUCCUGGAUUGUAUAUCGCAUGGUGGCCAACAUCGUGGGGGAGACCAGCAUCUCGCCUGAUAGGCAUGGGCGGCGGCGGAAAAUGAUUGCGUCGCCAGCUUCUGACCCCAACAUCCCAGGAGCUGCAGGUACUCUCUUGCCACCAGUCGCACGGAAAAUCGAGCUGGAAGUUUCCGCGUCGAACGUGCCGCUCAGUUCAAGUUCUGAGCAUGUCACUCGAAUGGAAUUGCCCACUGGAGACACCUAUGCUGCGGCGGGAAAGCGCAAAAGGUCGCAGUCGCCCCCGGAAAUGUCGCAUUCAUCCUCAGGCUUGCCUGAUGAGAUCGGACCGCCGUCAAAGCGUUCGAAGAUCGAUUCCAAGUCGCCUACGCCAUGACCGUGCUGACCGAGCUCUAUACUACACACAUCCCACCAUCCAUAUCAUAUUGUACAAUUUUGUCUCGUUACGCAGAAUUGACCUUGACUUUCAAAG
Molecule: messenger RNA, 2805 nt
Organism: Schizophyllum commune H4-8
Lineage: Eukaryota; Fungi; Basidiomycota; Agaricomycetes; Agaricales; Schizophyllaceae
Exons: 6
Coding region: 70-2709 (879 amino acids)
Source: RefSeq, a predicted model, not a curated record